This is a messenger RNA of Perkinsus marinus ATCC 50983, 415 nucleotides long. RefSeq lists its product as hypothetical. Lineage: Eukaryota; Perkinsozoa; Perkinsida; Perkinsidae. The transcript is spliced from 2 exons. The annotation marks the transcript as partial. The record is from RefSeq and is a predicted model, not a curated record.
GGUGACAAAGGAGGUUGAUAAAUAUUUAAGUCUUGAAGCUCACGGGACCGAUUAUCAGCAAUUCUGGACCGUCCUCGCUCGCGAGGAGUUUCCACUGAUAGCCCACGCUGCAGUUGGUGUGCAGCACACGUUGCUAUCUACUACAAACGUUGAGAGCCUGUUCUCGCAGAUUCGUGAACAGAUCUCUGUUCGCCGUACUUCAAUGGAAUGUGACCUUAUCAAGGCAGCUAUGGUGGUGCGAAGUAGCAAUCGGUUGUCCGGGCAGUGCUUUAAGGAUGGAGCAAAAGUGACCUAUUAUGCACGCAUUUAUUGGGCCGCUCAAUCUAGCCAUGGAAUCCAAUGGAUUUUUGCUCCUUGGAGCGGCUCCAAUGGAGCCGCCAGUUACUUGCUCAAUCAGUGGAUAAUAUUCACGUAG